AUUCCAACGCGGCUCAUGUUGUUUCCCUCACGCCUUCCAAUCCCACGGACGCCAUAGGAAGACCAACACUCUAGGGUUCUUCCCUGCCACUUUCCCAAGUCCAAGGUCAGCUCUCUCAUGCCCCCCUCCUAUCCGCCCGUUUCCUUGCCGUGGUGGAUUUGAUUCACUCGGCUAGAUUUCCGGGUCACCUUUCAUCGAAAUCCGUGCCAUCGAUUUGAACGAGCUGCUUUUCUGAUGUUUUGAGGCCGAAUCGAUGGUCAAAAUAUGAUCUUGAUGAGUCUUUUGUUAGACUGGUUUUUGGAAGAUCUGCCUGCUGAAACCAGUAUAAUGGUUUCCAUCUUUUAAGAACUCUUCUUUCUCUUGUGAGAAAGCAAGCGACACCCUCAUCAAAAUCCAAAUUUUGUUCCUACUGGUAAUCUUUAGAUCCUUCUGAUGAAGUGCAGUUGGGACUUCUCAGAUGCCCUUGGUUCCAAAUACAUGAGAUUUUUAGGGUGAUUUGUAGCUGUGGUUUUGAGAUGGAGGAGGUGGAGAAAGCUCAUAGAACUGCAGUGGAGAGCUGCCACAGAGUUUUGAACCUUCUCUCCCAGUCUCAAGAUCAAGUCCAGUCUACAAUCCUGUUGGCAGAAACAGGGGAUGCUGUUUCAAGAUUUAAGAGAGUGGUGUCUUUGCUCAGCAACAGUUCUGGUCAUGGAAGAGUUAGGAUUGUCAAUAAAGUCCAAUCAUCCUCCAACCAUAAUCUCUUCUCAGAUAAUCAGCUAGUGUCCAAGAUGGAUCGUAGUCCCAACCCACCCCAUCUCCUCCAGAGAAAUAUUUUAGAGAACAGACAAGUAGUUUUGGAGUCAAGUUCUAGAAACCCACUCCAAAUCACUCAAAGGAGCCUUCUUGAGAACCAAUUUGGGUCACAGGCUUCGUCCUCAAGCCAGUGCCAGUUUCUUCAGCUCCAUCAGCAGAAUGAUCCAAGGUUUCAGCUUCAUCAGCAGAUGAAGCUUCAGGCUGACAUGUUUCGGAGGAGUCGCAGUACCAUAAACCUCAAGUUUGAGAGCUCCAGCCAUACGCCAUCUGCAUCGACGGCUAGGUCCUUCUUGUCGUCGCUAAGCUUGGACGGGAGUGUGGCCAGCUUUGAUGGAAAAUCAUUCCAUUUGAUUGGUGGACCAGCAUCAUCUGAUCCGGUUAACCUGCAUCCUCCUCCCAAGAGGAGGUGUGUAUGUAGAGGGGAGGAUGGGAAUGGCAAAUGUGCAACAAGCGGCCGGUGUCAUUGCUCAAAGAGGAGGAAGCUGAGAGUGAAGAGAUCCAUUAAGGUGCCUGCUAUCAGUAAUAAACUUGCUGAUAUUCCUCCCGAUGAGUACUCUUGGAGGAAGUAUGGGCAAAAACCAAUCAAGGGCUCUCCUCAUCCCAGGGGGUACUACAAGUGCAGCAGCAUGAGGGGCUGCCCUGCAAGGAAGCAUGUCGAAAGGUGCUUGGAAGACCCCACGAUGCUCAUUGUUACUUAUGAAGGCGAGCACAACCAUGCCAAGCUGCUUACCCAGUCUGCUCAGACAUAGAGGGCUCAGAGAUUUCAUCAUUAGCAAGCCCAUCCGCCAAUCAUCUAACAUGUCACCCCUCCUUUUGGGGUGAUUGUGCCACCUCUUCAAGUGGUCAGAACAUGAGUUUCUCAAAGGUCGAGCAUCUUUUUGUAAGUCGGAGGGAAAUUACAAACUGAUUUUCCCGGAACUGUCCUGUAUAAAUGUUACUCUAACAGUGCUCAAGAAAUGGGGAGCUGUUAAUUGGAAGCAUUUCUCUUAUAUGUAUCAUAUGGAAGCUAUCUCAUAUGGAAAGGUCUGAAUCAUUCAUGGCAAUGAGUUCAUCAAAGUAGAGUUGAACAAACUCGCAAAAUUCAAAAUGGAGAUUAUGCAGUCUUGGAGGGUAGCAGUGGAUUUCAUGAGUAGCUUCCAGUCUUGCUCCUCCGGUGUCUGCUUGCCUGCAUGUUGUCUUGUCCACCACUUCUGUUGUGGCCAAAGACAAGGUUAUGCCAGUACUUGUGUUCAUGUCUCUGUAGUGAAGUGCUUCUCUGCACUCUGAAACUGCCAUGAAACCUCUUUCAUUGUUGUCUUCUGAGAUGUCAUGUAUUCCUUGUAUCACAGCUCUUUAUCAGUACCACAAAUAUGCUUACUUCA
Musa acuminata AAA Group (dessert banana) is the source of this 2153-nucleotide messenger RNA. Its product is annotated as protein WRKY1-like. Gene Ontology annotation, biological process: regulation of DNA-templated transcription. The coding region runs from base 516 to 1541 and encodes 341 amino acids. NCBI's taxonomy places the organism in Eukaryota, Viridiplantae, Streptophyta, Magnoliopsida, Zingiberales, Musaceae. The record is from RefSeq and is a predicted model, not a curated record. The transcript is spliced from 4 exons. Gene Ontology annotation, molecular function: sequence-specific DNA binding; DNA-binding transcription factor activity.